UUCAUGAAAAAGAUUAUCCUAUAUUAUCUCAAAUAGCUAAGGAUUAUUUAUCGAUUCAAGCGAUGUUAGUUUUAUCAGAAAGAGCCUUUUUAAUUUCAGGCUUAGCUGUCUCAAAAGUUAGAAACAGGUUAAAUCCUGAAACAGCAAGAGCAAUUAUUUAUAUGAAGCAUUGGAUUUCAGAAAAAAGAAUU
Funneliformis caledonium is the source of this 191-nucleotide messenger RNA. NCBI's taxonomy places the organism in Eukaryota, Fungi, Glomeromycota, Glomeromycetes, Glomerales, Glomeraceae. The record is from the annotation of a GenBank genome assembly.